Brenthis ino (lesser marbled fritillary) is the source of this 1377-nucleotide messenger RNA. The record is from the annotation of a GenBank genome assembly. NCBI's taxonomy places the organism in Eukaryota, Metazoa, Arthropoda, Insecta, Lepidoptera, Nymphalidae.
AUGGGAAAAUUCGGUACCUACAGGUAUUUAGAGUUAAAAGAUGAUACCUCAACGUCACAUAUCAGCUUAAGGAGUAGAACCUUGAAGCAACCUAGAAGAUUGAAGAAGAUAUUUAUUUUACUUCUCAUAUUAGCAUUAUGUGCCACAUAUUUCUUGGGGCUGUUCGCGGGGCAGACACAGUGGUUCGAUGGUCUGGCAAAGAGCUUGGGGUACGAGAGUGUGUACCACCAUGCAGUGAUCAUUGACGCAGGCUCCUCCGGGACUAGGGUCCUGGCGUAUAAAUUUAGAGUGCCGUUUACAGUAUUCAGUCAAGUAAGUUUGGAUUUAGAAAAUGAAUAUUUUGAAGAAUCUAAACCUGGGUUAUCUUCAUACGUGGAUGAUCCAGAAAAAGGAGCAGAUACAAUAGUACAAUUAGUGAAAAGAGCAGAACAAAAGUUGCCCAUGGAGAAGAAACGUGAGACGCCCCUUAUAGUGAGAGCGACGGCUGGUCUUCGAUUGCUUCCUAAGGACAAAGCGCUGCAAUUAGUAGAUGAAGUAGAUAAGGCCGUAAAUAAAUUGGGGUACGAUGUAGGAGCAAAUAGUGUGGAAAUAAUGGACGGUUCGGACGAAGGGAUCUUCAUUUGGUACACGGUUAAUUUAUUGCAUAAUCUAAUCGAUGGUGAGACAAUGGCUGCCUUAGACUUAGGGGGUGGUUCCACCCAAAUAACAUACCAGUUAAGCGAGAAAGAUGCUAAGUUUUAUCCGAACUCGGACCGAUAUAUAGUGCCCGCUGGCAGUGAUAAUAUUACUUUAUAUACACAUAGCUACCUAAAGUUAGGUUUGUUAGCGGCGAGACACGGAGUGUUUCGGCUGGAGGCGAACGAUAACAACACCAAUGAGUUCGAGUCAGUGUGCGUCGAUCCCAUCGUGCAGAAGGAGAAGUGGACGUAUGCGAACAAACAAUAUAUUAUUAGCGGGGCGCGCCGGCCGGACAGCAUGAAGCGCGAGGCGGUGUACAACCGCUGCCACGAGGUGGUGCGGCGCUACGUGCGCGCCACGCUCGACUGGGAGCCCAGCGAGCCUCCGCGCGGCGCCGUCGCCGCCAUGAGCUAUUUCUACGACGUGGCCGCCGAUGCCGGCAUUAUUGAUGUAAUGAAGGGCGGCACGGUGUCGGUGGCGCAGUACCGCGCGGCCGCGCUCAAGGCGUGCUCGGCCUCCAACGUGGAGCAGCCGUGGGCGUGCGCCGACCUCGUGUACGUCGUCACGCUGCUGCAGGACGCGUACAAGAUUCGUGACAACGAGCCCGUCUCGCUAUUUAAAAAAGUGAACGGACACGAAGUAUCGUGGGCACUAGGACUCGCUUACACCAACGUGAUGAACAGAAUCGCGGCGAAAGCC